CACACAGCUUUCUCACUUGCCAGCCGGGUUCUGGGAUAGAAUUGUGUUGCAUUACUUCUCUGAAUAACAAGAAGCAUCCUAAACAUGGCCAGCCGGCGGCCCUCCACCUGAUGUCGCUCAUUGCCUUGUCGAAUCCUUUUAUUACCUAUUGGCGGACGCCAGCUGCAAAAUGCCCAACUGGGGAGGUGGAAACAAAUGUGGAGCCUGUGGCAGCAAUGUUUAUCAUGCUGAAGAAGUGCAGUGCGAUGGGAAGAGUUACCACAAAUGCUGCUUCCUUUGUAUGGUAUGCCGAAAAAACCUGGACAGCACAACUGUAGCCAUUCACGAUGAUGAGAUUUAUUGUCGAUCAUGUUAUGGGAAAAAGUAUGGCCCGAAAGGAUAUGGAUAUGGCCAAGGAGCUGGCACUUUGAAUAUGGACAGAGGGGAAAGGCUUGGCAUAAAGCCGGAGGAAAAUCUGGCACGGCAGAAUACCAGUUCAAAUCCUUCUAAGUAUGCUCAAAAGUUUGGAGGUGCUGAGAAGUGUCCUAGAUGCAAUGAAUCUGUAUAUGCCGCUGAGAAAAUAAUGGGAGCUGGAAAGCCUUGGCAUAAGAACUGCUUUAGGUGUGCAAAGUGUGGAAAGAGUCUAGAAUCUACAACCCUGACUGAAAAAGAAGGAGAGAUCUAUUGCAAAGCUUGCUAUGCAAAGAAUUUUGGGCCCAAAGGAUUUGGUUAUGGGCAGGGAGCUGGUGCUCUAGUCCAUGCCCAGUGAAGAAGGAUGCAGCUUGUUCUGGAGACAACACAACAUUCCAUGAAACCUGGCAUUUCCUUGAAACUAAGCAGCCAAGAAUUCCAACCUGUACUAAUCACUGUGACACUUUACAUGUCUUUGUUAUAAUGAUGUACUUUCAUAAAGCUUGUUGAUGCUUUCUCUGUAACACUACAUUUAAUAGAAAUAAUCUGAUGUUUCAAUAAAGUAUUUGGUUUUGUUCCCUGUU
This is a messenger RNA of Xenopus laevis (African clawed frog), 974 nucleotides long. RefSeq names its product cysteine and glycine rich protein 2 L homeolog (gene csrp2.L). The record is from RefSeq and is a predicted model, not a curated record. The transcript is spliced from 6 exons. NCBI's taxonomy places the organism in Eukaryota, Metazoa, Chordata, Amphibia, Anura, Pipidae. The coding region runs from base 170 to 748 and encodes 192 amino acids. Gene Ontology annotation, molecular function: structural constituent of muscle; actinin binding. Gene Ontology annotation, biological process: actin cytoskeleton organization; sarcomere organization; muscle tissue development. Gene Ontology annotation, cellular component: Z disc; cytoplasm; nucleus.